AUCUUUCAUCAUUCACCAUUCAUUGUAGUAUUUUUAGUUUGUUUAUUUUUGUUCACCCUUCAAGACAAGAAGUAAAAGAAGUAUAAUUUCUGUAGUAACCAAUGCUAUAAAAACACUGAAGACUGCUUAAUUUCUUUAAAAAGACCCAUCUUACCACUAGCAAAUUCAAUAAGAAGCCCAAGCACUAAAAUAUUUCAGGCUUUAUUUUAAAGGCAAGUGAGACUGCUUCAAAUAAAACAACAAAGAGAAGGCAGAGACGAGCAGAAGCACCCCUUCACUAACACUCACGCACUGCCAUGGACCUGCACGAGCAGUGGGGGAACCCAGAGACCGACUGGCACAAGGAGAAGAUGGAGUUACUGGACCAGUUUGACAAUGAAAGGCGGGAGUGGGAAACCCAGUGGAAGAUCAUGCAGAAGAAGAUAGAGGAGCUUUGCCAUGAAGUAAAGCUUCGGAGGAAAAUCAACAUGAGUGAACGUGCUAAAGUCAUUGGUCUUGAUUGUGAGAAGGCCAUUCGAGAUAGAGUGGUGGAAUCUUUUCCAAAUUACCCCAAUUCAGGACCACAUGAAUUUACAGGGAUGAAUCACAGGGAUGAUCUGGAAAAAGAACAUAAAACAGAGCAGAGCAUAAUCAGUGAAGGAAAUCAAAUGUGUAAGGAACAAAAAGCAACCAAAAAAUCAAAGGUAGCGUUUAUGGACCCUUUGGCCACAGAUGACCAAAAGGAAAGUGGGGCCUGGCUUGACCUGAGGACUUCUGAGGAAACGGGCGAGGGCUGCUCCGGCGCCCUCAACACAGCUCUUGAAGAACUUGCCAAAGUCAGUGAAGAAUUAUGCAGCUUUCAAGCGGAAAUUCAAAAGCGGUCUAACCACAGAAGGAUGAAGUCAGAUCCUUUUCUCCAGGAAAUGCCGAAUGUAAUUAACAUGCCUCACGGAGACCGCAGGAUCAACAAUGGCCAGUGCGUUCUUCCAAUAAAUUUAGAGAAAGAAAAGCAGAAAAACAGAAAGAAUCUGAGCUAUGCUGAUAUGCUUCAAAGGAAUUCUUUGAAAAAAUGCGGAAUUGAUACAAUUGAUCUGCAAAGUAAUGAAACUCCACCAGUGCCUCCUCCACGAAGCACAUCUCGGAAUUUUCCCAGCUCAUACCCUGAACAAGCCUAUGAAAGUCUGAAGGAAAGUUUAAAUCUCAACAGCCAGGUGGUCCAAGAGGGUCCAGGCAAAAGGAACUGCAGUCCUCAUGUCCUUCUGAGGCAUGAUGAGAUGCCUGCACUGUGUCUAAAUGAAGGGAAAACUUUGAAAAAUGGUAUCAUGUUUUCUUCUUUGGCACCAGAAGCCAAAGUAGAUAACAAGCCUCCAUGUAAAGACAAUGUUGGAUUAAGCAUGAGGUCAUGCAACCCUGUGAUAGGCACAGAAAAUAGCCCCUCUGCCCUGUGGUUUCAGAAAACCUGCUCUACCCCCGAUAAGUUGAAAUAUGAAAAGAUGGUCCCAGAUUGCCCUGCUAAGUCUCAUUCUGACCUUCAUGGAAGCAAUGACUAUAGCUCCUCAGGGACACAGACCAGUGGCCCACUUAGAAGUGUCAGUUGUGGCUUUGAAAGGACUACUAGGAAUGAAAAGCUGGCAGCAAAGACUGAUGAAUUUAACAGAACUGUAUUUAGAACAGAUAGAAAUUGUCGUGCAAUACAGCAAAAUCAAAGCUGCUCAGAAUCAUCUCAAGAUCUUAAGCCUUAUGAUACCUUAAUUACUCAUAUAGGCGGUGUACCAGAAAAUGACAGUAUGUCUGAUAUUCUGAAAACCAGUACCCACGUGCCUGUGCCUGGAGAACAUGUGCCUGAUAAUCCCACCAGUAAAUCCACAACAGCCCUACUCAGGCAAAUGCAGGAACACCUGAGUCCUAGCAGUUAUCGGAAUGUGCUCCACGAGCAUGACUGGAGACCCAGCAAUUUGUCUGGCCGACCAAGAUCAGCAGAUCCUAGGUCAAAUUAUGGUGUUGUGGAAAAGCUGCUGAAAACCUAUGAGACAUCCACAGGGUCUGCACUGCAAAAUUCUACAUGCUUCAAGGAUGAUGGGCCCAAAUAUAAUUCUGAUGUCAGCGUUGGGGCCACAUUGGGUCGGCAUUUAAAAAUAAUCCAGACAGAACAAGAGCUUCAAGGAAAAACAGCUAUGUGUGGGGCACAGCAAGUGAUGCAAGGAAUAGAUUGGAAAAAGGUAACCGAGGAAUCCAUGGCAGUGAAAUCUUCACAUGGAAAAGGAUUUUCCCGACCCGCUAGACCAGCAAAUCGCCGUCUGCCAUCCAGAUGGGCAUCCAGAUCUCCAUCGGCUCCCCCCGCAUUGCGGAGAACUGCCCACUGCUCUGCUAUUUCUCUGCGAUCUGAAGCACCAGUGCUCUGAGUCUCUGGCCUGGAUUUGCUAGAUUUCAGAUAUUUCAACAGCGCGUCUCGAGGGUUCACAGGUCUUCCUGUCUCUUCUGUGUCUUUCAAGAUCAGUGGGACGAGCAAUUUAAAUCUUAACUUCCCAUCAGUCUUCAGUGUUUUUAACCUAUGGAAUAUUUAUCUUCCUGUCUGUUGAUUUCUUAGAUCAGACUUUUUAAUGCCAUCCUCAUUAAUUUGCCAAUAUGAUUGAAGUGGAAACAAUGUACUAUAUUGUAUAUUCUAACUUUCUUGCAAGUGGCAGAAAGCAAGGUUAUGUGCAUGGCCAUGUGUUUGCAGGUGCAUGUGUUGAAAUAGGAAGUAUCCUAGUAUGUAUUUAGAUAAGAAAACUUUUGUGCUAGUGUUGACUUCAAAAUUAUA
Messenger RNA from Artibeus jamaicensis (Jamaican fruit-eating bat), 2779 nucleotides. Its product is annotated as KIAA0408 ortholog. The record is from RefSeq and is a predicted model, not a curated record. The coding region runs from base 297 to 2381 and encodes 694 amino acids. NCBI's taxonomy places the organism in Eukaryota, Metazoa, Chordata, Mammalia, Chiroptera, Phyllostomidae. The transcript is spliced from 6 exons.